UCUAUCGGCCGCGGCGGGAAGCACCCGAUGUAAACAAGCCAGAAAUAUCGACCGAGGGAUACAGACCCUAAGAUCUUACUUUUCCGGUGCCUCGUCAGUUAACCCUUUUAAUGCGUUUACCGUUAAUCUGUCCAGCACGCACCUCUGAAUGCUGAUAUCCCCUGUCGUGUGUGGCCAGAUGGCAAGAGUUGGAGGGGAGCUGGUCGGAGGAGAGCUCGGAGUCGUUUUAGAAGAAAGUGGAGUGGGAGUGACAUUUGUGGAUCCUCCAUCUCUGGAGUCUUCGGGACUAACUGAAGAUUCACUCAAUGGUGACCUCACAGUGUGUCAGUACAUCCUCCCACAUGAUGUUGGAGUUGCUGGGUUUGAAGAAGUUGUGGAGGAGGUGGAAUUGGGAUCUCCGUCCUGGGAUAACUUGAACAAAUCCUCUUCCUCCUCAUCUCUCAGCCAUGACUCGGGAAUCGGCACAGACCCUAGUCCUGAUGUGUUCCUCACUCUUAUAGAAGAGACUGUAGCUCCACCAGGUCUUCUUAGUUCCUCUCCAAGUCAGGAAGGUGGUGAAGUCAUUGUAGAAAGAAUAUAUGAAAUGAAAGAUGAUUUAUGUUUUACUGAAAGUGCACAUGAAAUAAAAGAUGAACCUUUAGAAACUGUGGAAGAGUCCAUUGGAUUAGACAGAGAAGAGCAAAUGGUGGAGCCGGAGGAACAUUGGUCAAAACGAAUAAAGUGUGAAGAAUUUGGUAAUGAAAGUGAAAUUGAACACAAAAAAAGUACCCGUAUUCGAGUAGUUGCAUAUCAUUGUACAGACUGUAGUGUAAAUUUCACAGAUGAAACUGAGUUUCGAGCUCACAUGGAAGACCACUUGAUCAAACUUCAAAAUUCUUGUGCGCUCUGCAGUACCGAAUUUUCAACAAAAUCAGAACUUCAAGAUCAUAUUAAAGAUCAUUUUUCUAAAAAUUCUUCACACACAUGCAAUGUUUGUGAGCAAAAAUUUGUAUCUAAAAAUGGGUUAAAGCGACACAAGAAACAGCUUCAUAACUUUGGCAGUGUUGUCGUUCUUAAUACUGCAAGCAUCAAAUGUGGUGUUUGCCAAGCUGUCUUUUCUGACAAAGCAACUCUUCGGCAGCAUGCCGCAACUCAUGCUUCAAGAAAGCCCUUUACCUGCGAUGAAUGUGGGGCUACUUUUACUCAAAAUGGUUCACUUCAAGUACAUCUUCGGCGCCAUCGAGGAGAAAAACCAUUCACUUGUCAGUUGUGUGGUAACAGCUUUACCAGGGCACAUAGUCUCAAAGUACAUAUGAAAACACACACUGGAGAAAAGCCAUAUGCAUGUGAAUAUUGUGGUGCAUGUUUUGUUACUUCAUCUCAUUUAACUGUUCACCGUCGAACUCACACUGGCGAGAGGCCAUAUUCUUGCAGUGAUUGUGGCGCAACUUUUAUCACUACUUCACAUUUAAAUGUUCAUCGUAGAGUACACACUGGCAGUGGAAAUGUCACUGCUAGCCCAGUUAGUUGCCCACAAUGCCAAGCUACAUUUAAUGAUCCCGCUCAACUUCGGCAUCACCGUCGCACUCAACACCGUAUGAAUCAUCAGCAAACCUCGCAGGUAGCAUGCAAGGUGUGUGACAAACGAUUUCCAAACACUCGACAGUUAAAUAAUCACAUGGUGCAUGAAUGUGGCUGAGUAUGGCUUACUUUAGGUGGUAUAAUGGCAUGUCUAACAGGAAUAAUAGUGUGGAUAUCACUGCCUCUUGUGAUUAUUGGUAUAUUCCUGUAAAUAAACCAGUAGCUGUUAGUAAAGUCAGUAAUCUUCAAGGGAAGUACAGAGUAUGUAAAUUAUGAUAUCCAACCCACACAUCUGAAAAUGACGAAACAACUAAAUUUUGGCCUGUCCUAGACCAUUAUCAAGUCAUAUAAUGGGAAGACAGUGUCAAGUCUACAGACACAAACAAUACUCUCUUCUAUCAUGUUAGGGACUCCAAUCAUUCUAUAGAUCGAUUGUCUUCUAAAAUAAUCUUUCCUGCCCCCUACUCUUCACAGACACCAUCUUGUCAAAUUGACUCUGAUACAUAAUAUACCAAACAUGAAUCUUAGUCCUGGCUUUGUUGCAGUUGACGCUUCCCUUUCUCAGUUCAGUACAUUUUUAAAUUCUCUAAUCCUCUUAAGAAACAUGAUCUGACUUAGCGUUGCCCCUUCUAAGCUGUCUUUCCUUUCUGUGUCUUUCAUUACUAUAUUUUUUUUCUUUGACAUUUGGCCUCUUGCAGAUUUCUUUUAUUUAUUUUUUACCUCUCAAUUUUUCUAACUUUUUUCUUAUACCCUUUUCCUAUUCUUCUUCCUUUUUCCUUCCCUUCUAAACUUUCCUUAUUUUACCCGAUUCUCUUUACUCUUACCGUUUAUCUUAUUCUUACGUUUCUUCUUAUUCUUAUCUUCCUUUUUCUCUUUCACCCUCUCACCUUUCAUCUCACUCUCAUCCCUUAUAUUGUUUUCUCUUCCACUGUCUUUCCAUUACACGACUUGAUACAGUAAUGGUCCAAGACAGACCGAAAUGUCGUCACUUCUUCAUUUUGAGAUGUGUGGGUUGGAUAUUAACUCUUCAACCACAUUAUUGCGACACAUCGUCUGCUUAUGUAAUACCACUGGCAAGGAACAUGAUAUACUGUAUAAAGGAAGAUGUUUAAAAAGGGGAGCAAUGCCUACGGAUUACCACUGAGUUUAGGCUAAGUUUAAGUUAUGUGAUUGCCUUUGUAAUUGUCUUACAAGUGGCGUGAAGACCGCCCCAGUAGUCUGCCAUACGGGGGGAGUGUUAAGUACCACCCAUGGCAGUAGUAUUGUAUCUAGUUGUGGAGUAGUCUCAGGUGGAUAGUGUUUUAUUUUUGAUUUUUAUAGAAAGCUGCCUUUUGAUGCAAGUAGAAAAACCAAAGAUUUUAAAUUGUGCCAUGCUUCUAUGGUCUAGGGCCACAAAAUUGUAUUUGAAUUUUUAAUUAGUACUUCUAAUUUAAGAAUGUACUGUAUUGCUUUUAUUUAUUGUCUCACUUUUGCUGCACACAUUAGAGAUUUUACUGUGCAAAAAAAGUGUCAAAUUUAUUUAUUUAUUUACACGAUAAUGUAAGCAAUAUUUCUGCUUAGAAGUCAACCUGCUUCAGUGUACAAUAUAUUUCUAAGUAUCAUGAGUUUCGCUGUUUACCGAAUGAUUAAUGCUUUGUUGAUCACUGCUUCAAAUUUUCUACUACACAAAUUGAUUUUAUUCAUGUGAAUAGUCUCACAGAGAUUCCUUUACCUAGUCAAAACAUUGGUUAUUUUCCCUUUUUCAUAAAGCCUGAAUUGCUUCCAAGUUACAACAUGUAAAAUUGAAUUUCCAAGUUCCCAUGCACAUAACAAUAUAUAAUUAUUAUAUUGUGCUGCACUAAGUGGCUGCAGACUCAGAAUGGUACCUGUAUAUAUAGAUGUAUUUUCUUUUAUAGUUAUCCAAAAAUCAUUUGGAAAUCAUUGUGAAGCUGUAUUAGAUUUAAUAAUACUGUGCAUGAAAACUGUACUUUAUGUCUCAAAGAAUCUCUCCAUUCUUUGUGAAUGGAAAUUUAUAUUGGCCACUGAACAAUUAAGGAAAGGCAUGGCUUGAUUUGUAACUUUAUAAGCAUCUAAUAAUUAUGGCAUAACAAACAAGAAGUUACAAUUAGCCAUUAAACAUCACAUGCUGUUGAAGUAAUUGGCAGUUGAACACACUGUUUAAGGCUUUGUGAAAAUUCAUUCACUUGAAGAUACUGGGAAAAAGGGGCCAAAGCUCCUGUGGAGUUGCUCGAGGAAAACUGUGCUGUAAUGCUGGUUCUUGGCUACUACUGUCGAUACUCUGUGCCACUGAUACAGGGCUGAGUAUUGGGAAGGGAGAGUAGUAGAGUCAGUAUUCAGUGUAUGCGGUUAUUUAUUCUUUUAAUGUAUAUUAAAUGUUUCUCAAAUAGUCUACCUUUAAAGUAGUAAUAAUGUAAUGUACAGUAUUGUCAUUACUAUUAGUGGUAUUCUGCUUCAGCAUUUUGCUCCUUGCAGGUAUAAAACUUUGUAUUUUGUGCUUUCGUUAGAACAGGUGCGGCAUAUUGUACUUCUUCCAAAUUUCGUGUGGCUUCCAAUGCAUGAGUCAUUAAUUAAUCAAGUGCUAUGCAGGUCAACAAAGUUUAUGUUUUUUUAUGGUGUUAUGCUGUGAAGGAGCAUAUAUUCAAUACAUUAGGCCACGGCCACUUCUACUGACCAGACACAUUGUUUGAGAUGCAUUUUGACUAUUGAUUAUAAUAUAGGGAUUAAAAUACUGUAAUUUCAGUCAUUAAUGUGACUUGACUUUCAAGAGCAUUUUAAAUCAUUCAUGUUGAUUUACUACCUAGGUAUUAUUUAUAGAUAUAAUGCAACCACAACAAAGGUAGCUUGUUGUUUAAUGAUGUGGAAAUGCUAAGGCUAUCCUUGGCUAAUCGUAACAUGUGAAGAAUUCCUAUGAACCCAUAUGAAAGACUUCUGAUAUUUUGAAUCUUCAUAUUUUUUGUUUGUGCCUAAACAAUUUGCAUUUAUUAUUUCAUCGGUACAUGCAAAAUUAUAAAUGGAACCAUAUAUCUUUUGAGCCAUUUACAAUGCUGUAUCUCAAAAAUACAUGAAACAAUAAUUCUGCAAGUGAACAUUCUUGAUCAAAGUCAGAACAAAGAAUGGCUAAGAGAUUAUUUCAUCAAAAAAUAGGAGCACAAGGUAAAAAUGUUGAGCUUAACAGCAAUAAACAUCAUCAGUGUAGGCUUUUGCACCACACUCAGUAUCACAGGUGAUGCUGGACAAACAUUAUUAUAAUAGAUCACACAGUAACAUCAUGUUUGUCAUUACUCUAACCACUUCAUAUCCUCUAGCUUAAAGAAAAUGAGUGGUUAUUGUUAUUUACAUUUUUCAGCUGCAAAAAAAAAAAAAUAAUAAAAAAAAUAUAUUUUCACUGCAAAAAAUAUGCAUCCCAAUUGUAGCUUAUUAAACUCUAAAUGUUACACUUUGUUGCAGUGAUAUCGUUAAUAAAUCAUAAACAUGCUGUGCAAAAUUGGUUGAUUUUAGGACAUUGAAUUAGGUGAUGUCUAAAAAUGUACCCGAUUUGUGUUAGCUAAAAAUAAAUUUUAUUAUGUAAUAAAAGGAUACAGUACUGUACUAUAACUACUCCAGCCCCUCUAUUGCUGGCCAAAGGAAAUGCUGUUCUUUGUAUAUCAUGCAGAUUAUGUUCUUGUUACCAUGUCAGUAAUUCCAGGCUUAUUGGCAUGAACCUUUUCCAUGAGUUAUAGUCAGAGAAACAUGAAUACUGAAAUUAGUAUGAAUUGAUUAAAUUUCAAGUUUUUUUUUUUUUUUUUUUUAGGUUUUUGAUAUGAAUUACAUUAUAAAGUAUUUUAACCCUUGGAGAGUGGCUAUGGAGAAAUGGUCAUACCCACCUAUGCACAAAAAAUAUAAAACUUCCACAAAAUAAUAUUUAUUAUAGAUUUAUUAAUUUAUAUGCAAUAUGUAAGAAAAACACAAAAAUAAGUGAAUAUUUAACAUUUCGUUGGGUGAAGAUGCUCUGCAAGGCUGCAUUAGGCACUUGUCAAUGCCAGGUGCUUGGCGUUGCUGACGCUCCAUGUUUUAUGCCUGGAUGUUUCACUGAUUGUUUUAUCACCUGUUUUUCUUUAUUUACAUCCACAGAGAACUAUUAGAUCCAUAUUUGCAUCAUACAUGUAAAACCCAGAUAAUAAUUUGGUUAAAUCGUCAUAUGGUGAUGACCGCAUUUCCCUGGUACCAUGACGAUAACCGCAUUCAUACCAUGAAAUGGUAGCAGGAUUUUUCUUUCAUGGGCCAAGGUAAACUCCAUUACCUCCACAUAGACUUAUUAUAUCCAUAUUUGCAUCAUUCAUGUAAAUACUAGACAAUAAUUAUUUAAAUAGUCAUGUGAUGACUAUUCAGUUCCUGUGAAUAUAGUGAACUGAGUUCCCAGUUCCCUAUUCAUGACCUCAGUUCCCUAGGGAUUAUCAGUAGAUGAUGAUUGCAGCCUAAGGGUUAAGGUACAAUAAUUCGUAGCCCAUCUAAGAUGGCUGUUUCAGUAAAUCAGAAUUUAUAUUCUUGAAUAUAAUUUCCAUUAUGUAAAACAAUUCCUUGGUGAAUAUGAUUCCUUUGAUAUCACUUGUCUCAAGUCUUUAUGCCCUUAUAUUGGCAUCUUUAAUCAUAUCUAGGAUUUUUUACUGUUGUGCUAAAUAGUCAUCCAGGCUUGGCAACUAAUUUCGAUAAAUACUUCCAUUAUGCAUGUUUUUAGACAUUUCAACCAUGGAGUUGCUCAUGUCAGAUUUCAGGUUUGGCAUCUAAACACAAAGGCACAAAGUGACAUGUACCUACAUUUAAAUUCAUUGGAACUUUUUAUGGUUUAAGGAAAGACCACUCAAUUAGAGACAAAGAAGAGCAUCUUCAGGUUUAAUCAGACUUGAAGAAGCACUUUGCUGAGCAUGACACCUGUAAUAAGGUGUUAACCUUGACUGGUAUUUUUUUCAACACACUUGCUGGUAUUUCCUACCCCUUGUUUUUGAUUGAGUGAAAAAGUCAACAGAAAUUGUAUCAAAUUUAUCGUUGUAGUGAAAAUAUUGUUAGUAAAAUCCUAUAUCUUAUUUGUGAGAGUUAAUUCAACUUUGGGACAUUUAGUCCUUGUAUUGGCUCUCACAUUUUCAGUUCAAAAAAUCCCAUCAAAAAUUAUAAUAUAAAGCAGUAGAAUUCUUACACUUUGGUGCUGAACGACACAGUCCCGGUGCUCUGCCUUUGAACCAAAACUCGAUCUUACCUUCCUUGUAUCACUUACAUUUGCACACUUGUAAACACAUUAAAGUUGUCACUACUGUGGCAACAUGCACAUCACUCUUUGACACACUUGUGAUGUGAUGACCAAACCACACAUUAAAAGAUGUAGAAACGUCGACAUUUUGAUCCGUUCUGGACCAUUAUCAAGUCCUUAAACACGAUAAUACAGUAGUCCAGGACGGACCAAAACAUCGUCGUAUCUCCAUAUUCUGAUGUGUGGUAUGGUCAUCAUAUCUUCAGCCAUGUUAUUGUGACUCAUUGCCUGCACUUGUGAUAUAUUACCUUAACAUAUGUAAACACUGGGAGCAAUGGUGAAUGCCAUUUAACUCUGAUACAUUGUAAUCAAGUGUUAGUUUUCAACUUUUGAGUUUAUAGUCUAAUGACAACAGAUGUUGUACUACUGACUUUUGCAUGCUAAAUCAACAAAAAUUAAUAAUGAAUUAUUCAAUAAGAGAAGAAAGAAGUUAAAUGAUAGGAUAGUCAUGUGUUCAGCAGGUUUGGGUGUGUUGCACAAUUAUCAGGAUAGAUAUGAUUUUGUGUGUAAUUACCUAAGUGUAGUUACAGGAUGAGAGCUACACUCGUGGUGUCCCGUCUUCCCAGCACUCUUUGUCAUAUAUCACUUUGAAACUACUGACAGUUUUGGACUCCACCACCUUUUCAUUUAACUUGUUCCAACCAUCUACCACUCUGUGUGCAUUUUUUGGGAGGUGGGGGCACCUUUAUUUCCUUAGCUUGAAUCUGCGACCUCUUGUUCUUAUGGUUGCCAGUUCCAAGGAUUCCUCUUUGUCAAUUCAGUGUGUGUGUGUGUACUCGUCUAUUUGUGCCUGCAGGAUCAAGCAUGAGCUCUUGGGCCCCGCCUUUCAAGCAAGGCGGUUGUCUAAAGCAAUAACUUUAGGCCUAUUUCCCUAUCAUAUUUACUUUUAAAAUUAUUAAUAGAGUUUGCUUCUACAACCUGUUCCUUUAGUCUGUUCUAUUUUCCCACUACUCUUAAGCUGAGUGAAAACUAACAUCUCUAUGAUUUACCAUAUAUGAGAGACUAGCUUCCACCCAUGCCCCUCUUGUUCUAUUGGUAUUUAUUGUGAAUACCUAUGUAUGUGUGUAAUUACCUAAGCGUGGUUACAGAAUGAGAGCUACACUUGUGGUAGCACCACUCCAUAAAGGAGGAAAUUAGGCAGAGGCAAAAAAUUACAGACUGAUAUCACUAACCUCACACAUCAUAAAAAUCUUUGAAAGAGUGCUAAGAAGUAAGAUCACAAAUUACAUGGAAUCACAGCAUCUCCAUAACCCUGAACAACAUGGUUUUAGAACAGGGUUAUCACAGUUGCUGGACCAUUAUGACAUGGCAUUAGAUGCAAUGGAAGACAAACAAAAUGCUGAUGUAAUUUACACAGAUUUUGCAAAAGCCUUCAACAAAUGUGACCAUGGUGUAAUUGCACAUUCAAAGGGAAUUACUGAAAAAAUAGGCAGAUGGAUCUACAAUUUCCCGACUAACAGAACCCAAUAUGUAAUAGUUAACAAAAUAAAAUCUGGUCCAUCAACCGUGAAGAGCUCAGUCCCUCAGAGUACUGUGUU
Molecule: messenger RNA, 8379 nt
Organism: Procambarus clarkii (red swamp crayfish)
Lineage: Eukaryota; Metazoa; Arthropoda; Malacostraca; Decapoda; Cambaridae
Product: oocyte zinc finger protein XlCOF6
Biological process (GO): regulation of transcription by RNA polymerase II
Molecular function (GO): DNA-binding transcription factor activity; RNA polymerase II cis-regulatory region sequence-specific DNA binding
Source: RefSeq, a predicted model, not a curated record